Molecule: messenger RNA, 1852 nt
Organism: Heterocephalus glaber (naked mole-rat)
Lineage: Eukaryota; Metazoa; Chordata; Mammalia; Rodentia; Bathyergidae
Gene: Tbp
Product: TATA-box binding protein
Biological process (GO): DNA-templated transcription initiation
Molecular function (GO): DNA binding
Source: RefSeq, a predicted model, not a curated record
CGGAAGUGACGUUAUCAACGCGCGCCGGGAGUUCAGUGGGGUCGGCAAGGGUCGCCGUGGCGGGCGCCUGUGCCACCUGUGGUUUAAUUUCGUUUCCGCGGGCUCGUCGUCAUCUCCGCAGUGAUUCCAGCACCAUCACUCAUUCUUGGUGUGUGAAGAUAAUCCAGAGAAUUGAGGAAGUUUCUAUGAAGAGUGUGCUGGGGAUGCUCUAGGAAAAGAUUGAGUGCUGAAGAAAGUGAGCAUCAUGGAUCAGAACAACAGCCUCCCACCUUAUGCUCAGGGCUUGGCCUCUCCCCAGGGUGCCAUGACCCCUGGAAUCCCCAUCUUCAGUCCAAUGAUGCCUUAUGGCACGGGACUGACCCCGCAGCCUGUUCAGAACACCAACAGCCUGUCUAUUUUGGAAGAGCAGCAGAGGCAGCAGCAGCAACAGCAGCAGCAGCAGCAACAGCAGCAGCAGCAGCAGCAGACAGUGGCAGCUGCAGCAGCAACCGUGCAGCAGUCAGCACCCCAGCAAGCAACUCAGGGGGCCUCAGGCCAGACCCCACAACUCUUCCAUUCACAGACUCUUACAACUGCACCCUUGCCGGGUACCACUCCCCUGUAUCCCUCCCCCAUGACCCCCAUGACCCCCAUCACUCCAGCUACACCAGCCUCGGAGAGCUCUGGGAUUGUGCCGCAGCUACAAAAUAUUGUAUCCACAGUGAACCUCGGUUGUAAACUUGACCUAAAGACCAUUGCACUUCGUGCCCGAAAUGCUGAAUAUAAUCCCAAGCGGUUUGCUGCUGUGAUCAUGAGAAUAAGAGAGCCACGAACCACGGCGCUGAUUUUCAGUUCUGGAAAAAUGGUGUGCACGGGAGCCAAGAGUGAAGAACAGUCCAGGUUAGCUGCAAGAAAAUAUGCCAGAGUUGUGCAGAAAUUGGGUUUUCCAGCCAAGUUCUUGGACUUCAAGAUUCAGAAUAUGGUGGGGAGCUGUGAUGUGAAGUUCCCUAUAAGAUUGGAGGGUCUCGUGCUUACCCAUCAGCAGUUCAGUAGUUAUGAGCCAGAGUUAUUUCCUGGAUUAAUCUACCGAAUGAUCAAACCCAGAAUUGUUCUCCUUAUUUUCGUUUCUGGAAAAGUUGUAUUAACAGGUGCUAAAGUCAGAGCAGAAAUUUAUGAAGCAUUUGAAAACAUCUACCCUAUUCUAAAGGGAUUCAGGAAGACGACGUAGUGGCUGUCAUGUCCUGUCCUCCAUCUCCCCUUUGUUUUUUAAACAAAUCAGUUUGGUACCUUUAAUGGUGGUGGUGUGAGAAGACAGAUGCUCAGGUGCAGGUUGCAUCACCAAGCAGCUCUUCUGCCCGCAUCCUACUGUGGGAUGCUAUGAAUGGUUACUUUCCUGCACUGAGAACACCCCGAAGCAUUACUGUGAGUUGCUCGUACUGUGCUGCUAUCUGGGCAGCACUGCCCAUUUAUUUAUAUGUAGAUUUUAAACAGUGCUGUUGACAGGUUGGUUUAAGGGAUAAAACUUUGAAGUGGUAAAGCCACCUAUACAAUUGGACUUAUUUUAAUUUUCCCCAUAAACCACAGUUUUUAUAUUUCUACCAGAAAAGUAAAAAUCUUUUUAAAAAAUGUUGUUUUCUAAUUUGUAACUCUUAGGGGUUAUUUUUGUGCCAGACACAUUCCGCCUUUCCAGUAUUGCAGGACAGAAUAGAUGUAUUAAUGAAAACAAAUGGCUGUACAUAUUUUUCUUUCUUCAGAGUACUCUGUACAAUAAAUGCAGUUUAUAAGUGUUAGAUUGUUGUUAUAAAUGAUACCUUGUAAGUCAUGUGAUCAUACUGUUAAAAAAACUGUAUUUUAGAUAUAAUGCUUGAAACCA